Messenger RNA from Coregonus sp. 'balchen', 11731 nucleotides. NCBI's taxonomy places the organism in Eukaryota, Metazoa, Chordata, Actinopteri, Salmoniformes, Salmonidae. The record is from the annotation of a GenBank genome assembly.
UGCCAAACAAAAAAGCCACGUUGACGAACUGGGCAAAAGUCUGCUGCUGCUGUUUAUCCCAGAAAAGCAAAGGAAAAAUAGAACUAAACGAGUGUUAGAUUACAGAUGUCUUCGCCUCCGAAGGAAAAAAUCGAGACCAAAGGUGGACACCUCCCGGCUGGUAUUAAACCUUAUGUUGCUUUUUACAGCACAAACAACAUCGCUUUUGUUUUCAUGGUUCAACUGACGUUGUAUCACUGCAUACGCAUUAGGCCUAUGUCAAUAAUUGCGUUGGGCAACGUUAGUUAGAUACACACUGCUCAAGUAGCUAGACUAACGUGUGUGCUGUAACGUGCUGUGGAACGAAAUCUGAAAGCUUACUAAAUUAAUUUGUUUGCCUGUCGCUAAGUCCGAUUUCCGAAUGACGCACUACGCCAAUGAAUGUACAUUGAUAUCUAACGUUACACAUGUUGCCAAUGUUUUAUUGACGGAGUGCCAUCAAACCUAGGCCUGUAUCUUUUAUUGUGGCAUAGUUAGUAUAGUGGAAGCUACCGUGUGAAGUCUAGCCUGGGUGCCAAUCUUUUUGGCUAUCAUUCCACUUCAUGCCACUCCUUGUUAUGCUAAACAGGUUUGACAUGACAAUUCCAUAAGGAGUUGGCAAGAGAGCAGAAACCGACUGGCACCCAGGCUAUGUAGCUAAAGUCUGUGGGGGAUCUGAUAACACCUAAGGAGUAGCCUACGUGGACAUAGAAAGUAGGGCACAUAGCCUACGUGGACAUAGAAAGUAGGGCACAUAGCCGUAACUGACUAAAGAUUACCAUAGCCGUAACUGACUAAAGAUGACCAUAGCCAUAACUGACUAAAGAUGACCAUAGCCAUAACUGACUAAAGAUGACCAUAGCCGUAACUGACUAAAGAUGACCAUAGCCGUAACUGACUAAAGAUGACCAUAGCCGUAACUGACUAAAGAUGACCAUAGCCGUAACUGAUUAAAGAUUCUCAUAGCCAUAACUGACUAAAGAUUACCAUAGCCAUAACUGACUAAAGAUUACAAGUAGCUACUAGCUAAUGUUGCUAGGUCUGUCAGGUGGUGAAAAUACAUGAUCUCAUUAGCAGGAUAUGCCUUGUCUUAAAAUAAUCUAAGGGUGUUUUCACACCAUUUUUGUGAAUUUAGAAAUGGGUUCGCUUAAUUUUUUUGUCCUGUGUAAACACUCAAAAGAGCCCUCGAACCGAACGGAGACCAUCUCGAGAGGGGGUCUGAGUUCGGUUCGCUUGAAAUCCUCGGUCCGGUUUCCUUUAGUUAGGGCAAUGUGAACACAAAGCUCCCCAGGUUCGUUUGUCAUUAUUCCCACACCACACACUAGACAACUGCAACAUCGUUUCCCCCUCCAUAACCCCUCACAUUGGUGUCACAAUAGAGAGAAGAUGAUUAAGUGUGGGUUUGCAGAAAAAAAACUUGUGCUGUUUUGGGACAUUGAUUAGCAAUGGUCAAUGAUGCACAGAAAUGCCAAAAUAUGAGUUUUUAGUUGAGAUUAUUUGUUUGCAAUAUGUGAUCUAUAGGUUAAGAGAGCUUCAUACGAUGUUUAUUCGCUUGUGGAAUCACAACAUUGGGUACAAAAUCAAUUCUAGCUCUUAAAGGGUCAGUAGCCUACAUUGGGUGUACAACUUUCAAUUACAGCAUUAUUUAAGCUGCAGUUAUUCUUCUGCUAUUUAUUCUGUUACCAAUAAUAUUGACAUGUUAAUAGUAUCUUCUGAUUACAAUGAUUAUGUCUUAUCUUUUAACUAAAUGCAAUUUUUUAGCUUCCAAAAUGUAGGUAGGUGUAUAUAGCUUUAUGAUAACACGUUCGGAUGGAAUGACUUUUCCUCCACAUUGUAAAAACCCAGACUGCAUUGAGUGAAUGUUGGAAAAAUAUAUUGGUUCCUUUCUAAACAUAGCAAUGUGAAUGCAAAGAGGACUCUGACCACAAAAUAAACUCAGCAAAAAAAGAAACGUCCUCUCACUGUCAACUGCAUUUAUUUUCAUCAAACUUAACAUGUGUAAAUAUUUGUAUGAACAUAACAAGAUUCAACAACUGAGACAUAAACUGAACAAGUUCCACAGACGUGACUAACAGAAAUUGAAUAAUGUAUCCCUGAACAAAGGGGGGGUUCAAAAUCAAAAGUAACAGUCAGUAUCUGGUGUGGCCACCAGCUGCAUUAAGUACUGCAGUGCAUCUCCUCCUCAUGGACUGCACCUUAUUUGCCAGUUCUUGCUGUGAGAUGUUACCCCACUCUUCCACCAAGGCACCUGCAAGUUCCCAGACAUUUCUGGGGGGAAUGGCCCCUCACCCUCCGAUCCAACAGGUCCCAGACGUGCUCAAUGGGAUUGAGAUCCGGGCUCUUCGCUGGCCAUUGCAGAACACUGACAUUCCUGUCUUGCAGGAAAUCACGCACAGAACGAGCAGUAUGGCUAGUGGCAUUGUCAUGCUGGUGGGUCAUGUCAGGAUGAGCCUGCAGGAAGAGUACCACAUGAGGGAGGAGGAUGUCUUCCGUGUAAAGCACAGCGUUGAGAUUGCCUGCAAUGACAACAAGCUCAGUCCGAUGAUGCUGUGAUACACCGCCCCAGACCAUGACGGACCCUACACCUCCAAAUUGAUCCCGCUCCAGAGUACAGGCCUCGGUGUAACGCUCAUUCCUUCGAUGAUAAACACGAAUCUGACCAUCACCCAUGGUGAGACAAAACUGCAAAUCGUCAGUGAAGAGCACUUUUUGCCAGUCCUGUCUGGUCCAGCGACGGUGGGUUUGUGCCCAUAGGCGACGUUGUUGCCGGUGAUGUCUGGUGAGGACCUGCCUUACAACAGGUCUACAAACCCUCAGUCCAGCCUCUCACAGUCUAAACACUGAUAGAGGCAUUGUGCGUUCCUGGUGUAACUCGGGCAGUUGUUGUUGCUAUCCUGUACCUGUCCCGCAGGUGUGAUGUUCGGAUGUACCGAUCUUGUGCAGGUGUUGUUAAACGUGGUCUGUCACUGCGAGGACGAUCAGCUGUCCGUCCUGUCUCCCUGUAGCGCUGUCUUAGGCGUCUCACAGUACGGACAUUGCAAUUUAUUGCCCUGGUCACAUCUGCAGUCCUCAUGCCUCCUUGCAGCAUGCCUAAGGCACGUUCACGCAGAUGAGCAGGGACCCUGGGCAUCUUUCUUUUGGUAUUUUUCAGAGUCCGUAGAAAGGCCUCUUUAGUGUCCUAAGUUUUCAUAACUGUGACCAUAAUUGCCUACCGUCUGUAAGCUGUUAGUGUCUUAACGACCGUUCCACAGGUGCAUGUUCAUUAAUUGUUGAUGGUUCCACAUGUGUAUGUUCAUUAAUUGUUUAUGGUUCAUUGAAUAAGCAUGGGAAACAGUGUUUAAACCCUUUACAAUGAAGAUGUGACGUUAUUUGGAAUUUUACAAAUGAUCUGAAAAAGGGAAGUUUCUUUUUUUGCUGAGUUUAGGGGGUUGUGAACUGGCAGAAGAGUUGAGUCCUCAUUAAAAGGCAAGGGCAGUGUGAAUGCAAAGAGAACGGAGUUCUUUAGCUUCUUUUUUUAGUAUUGUUUUUGACCAAGUGCGCCAAAUCUACCUCUUCUGCAGGUGGGCCUGUAGCCUUUUAGGCUAUCUGGUUAUCUGACUGUCUGUGGUUAAUUUAACUGCUUUGGUGAAUGGAAUUCUUUGUUGUUGCGCCUCAGUCUUUUAUCCACACUAUACCCUAAUGCAGCAUUUCCCAAACUCGGUCCUGGGGAUCUCAAGGGGUGCACAUUUUGGUUUUUGCCCUAGCACCAGACAGCUGAUUCAAAUAAUGAAAGCUUGAUGAUGAGUUUGAUUAUUUGAAUCGGCUGUGUAGUGCAAGGGCAAAAACCAAAAUCUGCAGCCUUUGGGGUUCCCAGGACCGAGUUAGGGAAACACUGCCUAAUGUGUGUCGGUGUUUGUAAAUGUAUAACAGUGGUAAAGGUAUGUAUGUGUGUGUUUUGUGUGUGUGACAGUGAAGGCAGGGGGGAUGAGGAUAGUGCAGAAGCACCAGGGAGCAGCUCCACCUGAGCCCCCUCCUGUCAAGGACAAGGAUGACGAGGAGUUUCCGGAGGAGCCUAGGUAAAACACAACACACACUGAACUUUGGCCCGUGGCCUCUGCAUGUGGAACAGCAUGACAGGUUACUCUUGCUCCUUAUAUUAUCAGGCCACACACCACACACAUACAUACAUAGUCCUUCCACCAAAUAAUGUGUUUAAUUUUUAGAACUGGUAAGAACAUUCCACAAACUUGAAUUCACCAAAUAACCUAUGAUGGGCCGGUAGCUGUGCUAGAAGAGAAAACGGCCAGGUCUGAUGCUUCAAUAUCUGUUCAUUUUCAUCCCUUCACAGCCUAUUGUCAACCUGAGGUCCACCUUGUUUUUCUUAGAACAUGUCAUUAUGGCCUAUUUUUGUGUGUUUUUUCUGAACAUGUGUUUGAGGCUACAGUUUAUCUGUUGUAUAUGUUUGAGGCUAUACUGUGUUGGAUAAAUGCAUGGUGGUAGAGGAGGAGGAGAGUGGUUGGUGUGUGGACCACAGAGAGAGUCUUACCCUAUGCCACAGCCUAAAGAGGCAGGCUGCUAUAACAGCUCCUGCCCCGGGUCCUCUGGAGAGAUCAGAGGCGGCUGUGAAAGUGCCCAUGUGAAAUGCAGUAGAAAUCCUCUCUGAUGCGGGCAGCUUGGCUCUUACGCUGGCUCUGGCUUUCCUUCAGUCGCUCAUUAAAGAGCAAGGUUAGUGUGUGUGUCCACUCUGUUGAGAGCAGGUGGAUGAUGUGUAGCAGCCAGUGGAGCGAGGUCGCCAAGGGAAUGCCUGUCACAUACAAUUUAGACCUAGAUGGAGGGAUGGGAGGAAAUGGAGAGAAGUUUACAGUAAAGGCAACAGAGAAUCGCCAUAUGCACUUCCUGUACACAGCCUGAGGGACGGGACCAACCUUAACUCUGCAGCUCUUUCUUUCAUCUUGCUCUCUCUCCCACUCUUCCUCUCUUUCCCCCUUUUUUCAUUCUCCCACCCCUCUCUCUUUCUUUCUCUCUUUCCCCUCUCUCUCUUUCUCUCUUUCCCCCUCACUUUCUCUCGCUCUCAAGGACGCUAGCUACAAUAUAUAGGUAACCUUAAGUGUGUAUGCUACGUUAAGUCUCUCUGCUGCCCUGCAAACUUCCAGAGGUAGAAGCUGAGGACAGCUUUUUACCUCCGGUAAUGGUUCUGCUGCUACACCAGACAGGACUCGUUUCUCAUGUCAAGGUCCAUUUCCAUCUCGGGAUCCCCCCCCCUUCCUUUCCUCCCUCUCCCCUGCUGUGUGAGUUGCAAUGUAGAACCAGUCCGUUAUUAAUGGUACUCAUUUAUCAGGGGGGCAGGCAGGUCCACAGCAUCACAGUACUGUGGCUGAGCUCAGGGCGGUCUCUCUCUCUCUCUCUCUGUGUCUUUCUGUCUCUCUGUAUGGGAUACUGGCAAGCUGCAGUCUCUCCUUCUGGAGUUUAUACUAGGCCAAUUUGUUCCUUUCCGUAUCUCUCUCUCUCACUCACUCUCUCACACACACCGCGCAAACAAACAAGUUCUCACACAAGUGCUCACACACAUUGACUCUACUUAAUCAGUGUUCAAUUGGAUCAAACAGAAGUGCUUUCUGUUCCUGUCUUUUAUAACACCCUGAAAGAGAAACUCCAGAGUUGAUGGUCAGUGUUUUUGACAUUUUCACUGGCAUGGCGUAGUCCCCUGUAGCUCAGUUGGUAGAGCAUGGCGCUUGCAACGCCAGGGUUGUGGGUUCGUUUCCCACGGGGGGCCAGUAUGAAAAUGUAUGCACUCAUUAAUUGUAAGUCGCUCUGGAUAAGAGCGUCUGCUAAAUGACUAAAAAUGCAUGCAUUCAUUAGGCAUUUCAUCUCAACAAAAUGUGAUCGUGUCUCUUCAAAGUAUUGACAUUGAGGUAGGAGUCUGUUUUUUAACCCCUCAUUUCUUUCUUUCCUUCUGUCUCUCUAGCCCACCAAAGCCCACUGUGGUCGUGUCAGGAGUGGUUACAAAGGUAAGACCAAAGUGUGUGUGUGUGUGUGUGUGUGUGUGACCCACCCAGAUGUCCUUGACAGGGUCAGAUAGGGCUGGAAGGCUCCUAGCGUCGUGUUUCCUCUGGACACACAGAUUGUUGGAGAGAGAUCCCAGAUAUGACCUCGGACUGGAUUCUUCACCAACGCACACACACACUAAGCUUAGCCUACCCCGACCCCUAGGAUAUUCCCAUUUACCCCCCUCCCCCCUUCCACUCACACUCCAUACUUACCUCCUAUCUAAGCUCACCCCCCCUGGGGUCUCUACUUACCUCUAUCUGUACCUCUAGGCUUGCCAUUUAUCCUCUUUUUGUCUGUGCUAUCAUACCUGCAGGCUGUGACAGCCCUUAAAUAAAGCCUGACGAACCAGGGGGCAGCUGCAGAGAUUACUUUAUAUUCUCCCACUGAGAUGACCUUAGAGGAGAGCUACAUCUCCCUGAUUUAAGGCUAGCCUUACUGCCUCUGAUCUGUAUUUGUUGAGGUUUGGUAAGCUAGGCAUUAACACUGUUUAAAUUCCACUCAGUUAUAUUGCCUUCCUAUGGAGAGAGAUGUCUCCCUGUACAUACUGUACAUUUCUCUCUCUUGACCUCUCAUUCCAUCUCUUCUCCACCUCUCUACAUUCUCUCAUCGCAUCACACUGAUCUUCUCCCCUCCCUUCUCUCUCAUGAUACACACCCUCUCCUUUCUCUCUCUCUCCACCUACCCUUCUCCUCUUUCCCUCCCUCACACUGAUACACACCCCUCCCUUUCCUCUCUCCCUCACACUGAUACACCUCCUCCCUUUCUCUCCCUCACACUGAUACACACCCUCCUCCUUUCUCCUCCCCUCACACUGAUACACACUCCUCCCUUUCUCUCCCUCACACUGAUACACACUCCUCCCUUUCUCUCCCUCACACUGAUACACACCCCUCCCUUUCUCUCCCUCACACUGAUACACACCCUCCCUUUCUCUCCCUCACACUGAUACACACCCCUCCCUUUCUCUCCCUCCCCCACACUGAUACACCACCCCUCCCUUUCUCUCCCUCACACUGAUACACACCCCUCCCUUUCUCUCCCUCACACUGAUACACACCCCUCCCUUUCUCUCCCUCACACUGAUACACACCCUCCCUUUCUCUCCCUCACACUGAUACACACCCCUCCCUUUCUCUCUCUCCCUCACACUGAUACACACCCCUCCCUUUCUCUCCCCACACUGAUACACCCCCUCCCUUUUCUCUCCCUCACACUGAUACACACCCUCCCUUUCUCUCCCUCACACUGAUACACACCCUCCCUUCUCUCCCUCACACUGAUACACACCCCUCCCUUUCUCUCCCUCACACUGAUACACACCCCUCCCUUUCUCUCCCUCACACUGAUACACACCUCCCUCUCUCUCUCCCCCACACUGAUACACACCCCUCCCUUUCUCUCCCCCACACUGAUACACACCCCUCCCUUUCCUCUCUUCCUCACACUGAUACACACCCCUCCCUUUCUCUCUCUCUCUUCCUCUCUCCUCUUCCAACCUCCUAUAUACAUCCCCAUCCUAGUUUGACCCUAUUCCGCUGUGUGUGAGUGCGUGUGCGUGCAUUCCCGUCCGCGUGCCCAGAGGUUUAUAUAGAUUAUGUAACCUUCCAUCUGGCCUCCCUACUGCACCAUAAUAUCCAUGCAUUUAUUUAUGUUUACAAACAAACCAAAACAACGUUGACUCAUUUCCAGAACAAACACAACAUAGACCAUUAACAUAUAUUUCCUUAUAGAGAUUAGGCUGUAUGCUAGUGACCUAGAGAAUUUAUACAGGAGUUUUAUUGUACCAGCUCCAGGUUCUGAGAGGUGUCAUGCCCAGAUUCAGGCCUCCUAACCUGUGUAAUGGGGUGUCUGUCACCCCCCUGGAUCGUAGGUGUCUUAGAUCUAUAGGAGUUAUGGUCAUAAACUGAAACCAUUCCCGACUAUACAUUGCACAACAUUAAAUCGCAUGCAUGCACAGAAACACACAGACAUGAUAUAUAAAAGUGUGCGUGUGUGUGUUCUCUUCAUACUGCUGUGUUAGCCUUUCCUAGAGAUUUGAAGCUGGUGAGUCACUCACAGCCAGCACAACUCUGUUAUCUAUCAGCCUCAGAUGUAAUGACCACACCACUGUAACACAUUACAGUACACUUCUGGAACACUACACACUUCUGCUGGGGGAGAGAGGGAAAGAGAGUGAGAGGGGAGAUUAUGAAGAGCAAGGGGCAGUUUACAUUAUGAGCUAUACUUUCACCCUCUGUCUGUAGGUUGAAUAUGACCCUCACCCUAUGGUAUUAAUGGACUCUAACUCUAUUAAAGGACUAUUACUAACCCUUAUUAGGACCAUGACCUGUCUGAGAGAGAAGACUGCCAAUCAAGUUCUUUACAGUCUUAACUCUAGCACUACAUUGCCUACAAUGUGAAGCAAUGCAAUGGAGUGUAAACAGUAAAUGCGUUUGAUUGUGAUGGGCUGUGGCAUCGGAGUAUUGAAGGGGAGGAUGUGUAUUUGUGGGCUGGGUUCUUGGAACAUCAGAUCGAGGGUUUAGAUAGAACCUGUUGGUAGACACUCCUGGGGAAAUCCAUUUGAAUUCGAUCACUUUUUGACAGCAAUCCCUUUUGAUUUAAACAAAACUUUCCAUAAAUGUCUGCUCAUUUGAUGAAGUGGUCAGAAAGCUCAAAGUUGACCCAUUUUGCAUACCCCACCCUACCAUGAGACAUCCAUGUCUUCAUCACUGGAAAAAAUAAACGGUUGAGUUUGAUAUAAUUUAAAGCUUACAAACAGGGUUAUCAAAUGAUUUAAUAAUUUAUUGAAAUAAAUGUUUUAAAAAAAUAUAUAUACAGUGGGGAGAACAAGUAUUUGAUACACUGCCGAUUUUGCAGGUUUUCCUACUUACAAAGCAUGUAGAGGUCUGUCAUUUUUAUCAUAGGUACACUUCAACUGUGAGAGACGGAAUCUAAAACAAAAAUCCAGAAAAUCACAUUGUAUGAUUUUUAAGUCAUUAAUUUGCAUUUUAUUGCAUGACAUAAGUAUUUGAUCACCUACCAACCAGUUAGAAUUCCGGCUCUCACAGACCUGUUUAGUUUUUCUUUAAGAAGCCCUCCUGUUCUCCACUCAUUACCUGUAUUAAUUGCGCCUGUUUGAACUUGUUACCUGUAUAAAAGACACCUGUCCACACACAAUCAAACAGACUCCAACCUCUCCACAAUGGCCAAGACCAGAGAGCUGUGUAAGGACAUCAGGGAUAAAAUUGUAGACCUGCACAAGGCUGGGAUGGGCUACAGGACAAUAGGCAAGCAGCUUGGUGAGAAGGCAACAACUGUUGGCGCAAUUAUUAGAAAAUGGAAGAAGUUCAAGAUGACGGUCAAUCACCCUCGGUCUGGGGCUCCAUGCAAGAUCUCACCUCAUGGGGCAUCAAUGAUCAUGAGGAAGGUGAGGGAUCAGCCCAGAACUACACGGCAGGACCUGGUCAAUGACCUGAAGAGAGCUGGGACCACAGUCUCAAAGAAAACCCUUAGUAACACACUACGCCGUCAUGGAUUAAAAUCCUGCAGUGCACGCAAGGUCCCCCUGCUCAAGCCAGCGCAUGUCCAGGCCCGUCUGAAGUUUGCCAAUGACCAUCUGGAUGAUCCAGGGGAAGAAUGGGAGAAGGUCAUGUGGUCUGAUGAGACAAAAAUAGAGCUUUUUGGUCUAAACUCCACUCGCCGUGUUUGGAGGAAGAAUAAGGAUUUUUAUUUUAGAUUCCGUCUCUCACAGUUGAAUUGUACCUAUGAUAAAAAAUUACAGACCUCUACAUGCUUUGUAAGUAGGAAAACCUGCAAAAUCGGCAGUGUAUCAAAUACUUCUCCCCACUGUAUGUAUGUAUGUGUAUAUAUAUAUAUAUAUAUAUAUAUAUAUAUAUAUAUAUAUAUAUAUAUAUAUAUAUAUAUAUAUAUAUAUAUAUAAUGAUUUUUUUUUUUUCCUUUUACUGUAAUUUAUCUAAAAACUGGUAAACCGAUUUUGUUCAUAUUCAUUUAUGUUGUAGUUUAGACCCUACUUUUUACAUCAUCUGAGGUUUUUGUGUUGUGCCCGCCGUCGGUUGAGACACAACAUUCUCUUGAAUACUGGGUGGGUGUCAUUUCAAUCAUAGAAAUAUAAUUCAUAGAAAGGACCUAUUCCUUCAGACCACUGUAAUUUAACUAGUACACCAUUGAAAUUGAACUGACAUUUUUACUUCUAAUUACUACCACAAAGAUGGCCACCGGUCUACCCGCUGUCGAAUGUCAACUUACAGUAAAUGGUCGUGUCUAUUCUAUUAUUUAUAUUUCUAUGAUUUCAAUGGGUUUCCUAUGGAAGAUUGACAGUAUAAUUUAAAACAACGGAUACUCCAAUCAAGUCAACGUUAUCUGAUGUGUGGACCUCAAAUCAUCUUUGUGGUACCAUUUGAAAGUCGAAUUUUAAAUUAUAUUAGCAUUUUAGUACAUUUAUCAGCCAAAACAUGACACCCACCCUGUAUUCAAGAGCAUGUUGUAUCUCAACCGAUGGCGGGCACAACAUAAUGUCAUAUGAUGUAAAAUAGGGUCUAAGCUACAACCUAUGUGAAUAUUACAAUAUUUUUGAUAAUUGAUUAAUUUUUUUGUGAACUUUAAAACAACCCUGUUUGUAAGCUUUUAAAUUAUGUCAAUCUCAACCAUUUUAUCUUUUCCAGUGAUGAAGACAUGGAUGUCUCAUGGUAUGGCGGGGUAUGCAAAAUGGGUCAAUUUCGAGCACCUUUAUCUCUUUCAGGUCCAACAGGUCACUUUCUGAGUACUUCUACAAUGGGCAAAUAUGUAUUUACCCUCCUAGGUCUCUGUACUGUACUCUACUGUGUGUACACACACACACACACACACACACACACACACACAGCAUCCACGUGGUAAUUAAUCAGAGAGCCAGAGUAUUUAGAACAGGGCUGUCAAACUAAUUUUGCCCCUGGGUGCUGUGUUCGGUCUUCAAUGAGGUCAGGAGGGCCGUGUUGAAAAUUGGUUGUAUUUCCUUGCUGAUUUAGAAGCAGGUCGAUGCGCUGCUUUUCUUUGUGUAUAAAAUCAUCAUGAUAAACAGAGGGAGGGAAACAGACUGGGGUUAAACAGAUCUGCCAGUGUCAUGUAUUGAAACUAUAGGGCUCUAACUAAAAGGCUGUUCUGUCACACCUGUACUAAGUGGCUGUGUUUCCCAGGGUGAUAAGGACUUCACCCCGGCUGCAGCCCAGGUAGCUCACCAGAAGCCCCAGCCGUCUGUCAUCAAGAUGCCCCAGAACCAGCACCUCACCCAGCACAUCCACCAGCCCCGCAAGUGAGGCUACCGCCAAGCUUACCUUCCCUCCGCUAACUCUGCUACAGUUGGCCCCGCAAGGCGCCAGCAAUCAUCCCAGACACAGCUCUACGGUCAGUUUUGUGUUUACCCCCCUCCAAUGGUUAAGUAAGGAUUUGAGGAGGGGAAACUGAUCCUAAAUCUGUGCCUAAGGGCAAGCCAAUGCAACGCUUUACAAAAGAACCACAGAAGCCAACCUAUCACAGCAGCCUACCGACCAACCCAACAACCACAAACCACUCAAAGAACUGCACAACCAACCAAACAAGCAUGCAAGGAAUUACCAUAAGUGCUCAGGUUACCAGGGAAACCCCUGUUAAGCAUUCCAUGUGAUCCCACUCUCCUCAUACUUAGGCUCUUAUACUGAACAAAAAUAUAAAC